AGUAGAUGAAUUAUAAGAAAUAAGUGUACUUCCAUACUAAAAUAGAAGACUUAAAAGCUUGUAAAGUUUUACUUAGUGUAUUUCUGUGACUCUGGAGAAGAUACCCUUAGAGAAUGAAUAUAAAUGCCACGUUAUUUUUGUAAUAUUGAAUUAUGAUCGUCAGUUAUUUCGACUACCCCUUUACUAUUUGAUAAUGAUGAAAAGUUUCAAACGUACACAGCAAACAGUUUUAUGGUGAACACUUAUAACCUCUACCUUUAUUGCUUUAAUGUAUUGAUUUGUGUUAUAUAAUAUCUAUCUCUUCAUUCACUAAGCUAUCUUACAUUUGAGAUACUUUUAAGUUUCUAGUAUAUUUUAUACCAGAAUACACUUUUAGGUGUACAUUUUAUAUGUCAGCAUGAGCAUUGUUACGCACUUUAGACAUAAUAAUCUUGAGUAUGUAUUUACUGAAAUUUUCUUUUUUGGCUCUUUGGGUCACACCCAGUGAUGCUCAGGGGUUACUCCAGGCCCUGCACUCGGGAAUUACUCCUGGCAGUGCUUGGGGGACCCUGUCGGAUGCUGGGAAUCGAACCUGGGUUGGCCACAUGCAAGCAAACACCCUCACCACUGUACAAUCGCUCCGGCACUAUUUAUUGGAUUUUUUCUUUUUAAUCACAAAAAUAUUUUGUUUUGCUUUCAACUUUUUUUGUUUUGUUUUUCUGGUUGUGCUUUGUUGUUGUUGUUGUUGUUGUUAGGGGUCCACACUCGGCAAUGCACAGAGUUUAUUCCUGAUGUGGCUCUGGGAGCCACAGGUGGUGUCACACGUUGAACCCAGAUGGGGCACAUGCAGGGCGAGCUCCUUACACACUGUCUAUCUCCCAGCCCACUGUGUUUUGUUUGGGGUACACCUGCUCGUGCUCAGGGCUACUCCUCCCUCUUUGCAGUAACAUGACUCCUGGUGAUAACUUGAGGCACCGUGCAGUGCCAAGAGGCACACAAGCCUCCCACUUGCAAAGCACGUGUUCUGCAGCCCUUUUGAUCUAUUUCCCUAACCACAGAAAUAUUUUUCAUUUGUGCAUUGGUGUCUUUUUGCUAGAUCAGUAGAUGAAUUGGCAAGUAUUCUUUCCCUGCUUUUUGCAACUCUGUAUGAUUUUUAAUAAUACCUAAAAUUUUUACUAGUUUGCUUUUUUGUUUUAGUUUUUGGGUCACACAGGGUGAUACUGAGGGGUUACGCCUGGCUCUGCACCCAGGAAGUACUCUUGGCAGUACCUGAGGGACUAUUUGGGAUGCCUAGUGUUGAAAACUAGGUUGGGUGCAUACAAGGCAGAUGUCUUACUAUGUCCUCUGUACUGUCUACUCCACUGUACUAUCUCUCCAGCCCCAGAUAUUUUGUUUUUGUUAUACCAGGGAUCAAGCUCAAGUCCUCUCACGGUCAAGGCCAAGUGCUCUAGCGCUGAGCUACAUCCCUGAAAACAAAUGUGUUUUUGUUUUUAAUAAAUUUGUGUUUAUUAUUUUUACCCAGUUGUGCUCAGGGAUCACUCCUGGCAGAACUCCAGGAACCAUAUGGAGUACUGGGGGUCUUAACUCCACUUGCAAGGGAAGCACCCUGUGACCUUUUUUUUGUUUGUUUGUGUUUGGACUCCACUCACUAUAUAAGAUGCAGGGGAUCGAACCCAGGUUAGUUAUUUGUGAGACAAAUGCCCUACCCGCUGUACUAUGGCUUCAGCCCCCUGAGCCAAAUGUUUUAUGUCUUACCAGAUAGAAACCCAUCCUUACAGAAGGAGCUUGCUUCUGUAGAGAGAUUUAGUUCUUAGAAAGGCAAUUGAUAGAUUUUAGGGUAAGCCAGGAUUUUCUGCUUCAUCUUAUAUUGGCUUUAUAAGUCAGUCUUUGCAAGGGAAUUUGUUUAAGUUGUUGAAUCUGUUGGGGUAAAGUUGUUGAUAAAAUUUUUCUCUGGGGAGUUGGAGAGUUAGUACAGUGGGUAGGGAACUUGCUUUGCACGAGGCUGAUGCAGAUUCAAACUUCUCUUUCCCUACCACAUAUAUCCUCUGAGCGCCACUGGAAGCGAUCCCUCCGUACUGAACCAGGAGUGAGUCCUGAAAACACUGGGUAUGAUCCAAAAACUAAAAAAUAAGGUGCCGCUUGGUUCCCCAGCCUUGUUGGAUGGGAAGUUCAGAAAAUGUUGGCCUGGUCACUGCCACUGCAGUGGAUUGGGCCCGCUGCUGCCCAGGUUACAAAUUCAGAGACUAUGGAUUUGGAUAGGAAUCAGGAAUCAGAUAAUAGUCAAGGUGAAAGAGAGACUUCUGUAAACAACAGAGCAAGUGAAAAGAUUAAUUUGUCACAAGAUCAUGAUAAUGCUGUUUCUGAAAGUAAUGAUGAUGUUUUGUUGAUUUCUGUGGAUAUUCCUAAUUUGACAUCUCCACUUACAUCAAAUACAACAGGAUAUGAAAACAUUAAAUCCAGAAUUUCUAACCAUUUACCUUGUGCUGAAGUUGCUGUGCCUGUUAAGGAUAACGAUGAUUUUGUGAUUGAUCUGACAGAAGAUACCCUAUCAACAGAAAAUUCAGUGUCGGGCCUGGAGUCAUUUACAAAAGCUGUGUCAAGUUCAAAAGAGAGCACUAGCCCAGUGGCACGAAAUACAGCCCAGGAUCCUGAGUCCUUUGAGCACCUCCCGCCUCUCCCGGAACCCCCGCCACUACUGCCUGAACUGGUGGACAAGAUCCGAGACACCCUCCCACCCCAGAAGCCUGAGCUCAAAGUGAAACGGGUGCUGAGACCCAGGGGCAUUGCUCUCACCUGGAACAUCACCAAAAUCAAUCCCAAAUGUGCUCCCGUGGAAAGCUACCAUCUCUUCCUGUGCCAUGAGAACCCUAAUGAUCAGUUGAUUUGGAAGAAAAUUGGAGAAAUUAAAGCUUUACCACUCCCAAUGGCCUGUACUUUAUCUCGGUUUUUAGCUUCCAACAAAUACUAUUUUACUGUCCAAUCAAAAGAUAUUUUUGGGAGAUACGGACCGUUUUGUGAUAUCAAAUCUAUCCCUGGGUUUUCUGAAAACCUGACCUAGAAGUCUUGGAUAUUUAUCUAUUGUAUUAUGUUUUUGUUUUGUGUUUUCACAUUUGAGUUGUUUGUUUACAGUGUUUCUCUUAACACUAAUUGCUGAUCUCUAAGGCCAGUUCAGAUUGUGAACCCUUUGUAUAGGGACAGUCCUCCCUAUGUUGUAAGUGUCCUGUCAUUUCACGAAUUUCUGAUUUGCAUCCAGGAAGUAUUUCCAAUGACUGUUUGAGAACAAAAACACUAUCAUGGACCCAUGUCGCUGUACAAUGCUUGUGGCUGUCGUGUGAGUGCUUUGAACGGAGGCCCUAGGGUACGAGCAGCCGUAUUUCCUCUGUUGACAAUCAGCUUUUGGUGACCAGCUCAUGGUCAGCGUAGGUAUAGGAAAGAUCAGCUCUUUGCUGAGGCAGAAGAUUAUCCCUGGGGCGCAGCACCAAGAUUUUAUGAAAAUGUCUUGUUAAAUUGCUGUUUUGUUGUGUCCCUCCCCCCCUUUCAAUGGAAGGCAGCUAUGUCAAUUAUUUGAGAAAAUAGUCUAGAGGUUUCCCCUAAAUCUGUGUAUUUAUAUAUAUAAUACAUAUAUAAAAUAAAAGUAGUUAAACAUUG
This is a messenger RNA of Sorex araneus (European shrew), 3627 nucleotides long. It is a transcript of the gene ATF7IP2, whose product is annotated as activating transcription factor 7 interacting protein 2. Gene Ontology annotation, cellular component: transcription regulator complex; nucleus. Lineage: Eukaryota; Metazoa; Chordata; Mammalia; Eulipotyphla; Soricidae. Bases 2156 to 3037 code for a protein of 293 amino acids. The record is from RefSeq and is a predicted model, not a curated record. Gene Ontology annotation, molecular function: protein binding; transcription coregulator activity. Gene Ontology annotation, biological process: regulation of DNA-templated transcription. The transcript has 8 exons.